Anopheles coluzzii is the source of this 2723-nucleotide messenger RNA. RefSeq lists its product as uncharacterized. Lineage: Eukaryota; Metazoa; Arthropoda; Insecta; Diptera; Culicidae. The record is from RefSeq and is a predicted model, not a curated record. The transcript is spliced from 5 exons. The coding region runs from base 982 to 2478 and encodes 498 amino acids. Gene Ontology annotation, molecular function: protein binding; ubiquitin protein ligase activity. Gene Ontology annotation, cellular component: cytoplasm.
CCCCAUUGGAAAGCCUUCCAUCUCAUCGAUCGAACUGUGUAGAAGGGAAGUGGAAAAAGUUCGAACGGGUAGCAAAACAAAAACCAAACACCAAACCAUGUGUUACUAAACCAAGGGAUUACGUAGUAGUGCAAAACCGGUUUUUUGGUGGCAGGGAGGAGACGUGACUCAAUUCCACCCACCCCCGGGUGCAUUAGAGGAAACGGUGCGCGCACUCUGAGCCUUCCCUUGUUUGCUGUGGGGAGUCCCGCAUCGCGACGCGACUCCAAUCCAGCGGGUUUAUUAUCAUCUGCGCAAGUGGCAACAGACCGCUCCAGACCGGGGACAGUGAGAGAAAGAGAGAGAGAGAGAGAGAGAGAGAGAGUAGUGGCCCGCGGGCACGUAGCAACUUUCCGCCCAGCCCUUGCGGGUCUGUGGUGGCGCGCUAAACGCCAGUCGAUGCGCGAUCGUGAAACACGCCGGACCGCGGGACUUUGCGUUGAUCAGCGUGCGGCAGGCAGCGCAUGUUCGGUAACAGUACGCAAGCGAGCGCGCGCGCGCGCGUAACGGUUGUGCCUGUAACGGGGGCCCGCGUGUUCAUUUACUGUGAAGUGUGAUAGAGAGUGCGGUGCAAUUUCUUCCAAUCACAGCCGGGGGUCUAGGUGUGUUUUGAUACGGAUUGUUUAUUUUUGUGUUGUUGCUGGUUUACACCGUCUGUGACCGCUGUUCCGGUGUGAAAAUUUGGCCUUGGACCUCACCCUUAGGCCGCUGCCUCUACUCUCUGCUGCCCUUGCCCCUUACUCGCUUGCUGCAUUGUGUGCAGCGUACGGAACAGCAACGGUACACAGUGUGAGCGGUUCUUCCCGCGGAGAAAGCGACGUGCGCCGGGCGGCGGCGGCGGUAAAGAAAUCCACACAAAAGACGACCGCUAAUUGGGCAAACAUAUAGGUCGAUGUCGGUGAAGCCCCUGCCCAGUCCCUGCGCUCCUCCUCGUCAUCAUACAUGUCCACCCUUUCCCAGCGAGCGAGCGACACAGCGAAGAUGGCAGACCCAGAUGAGGGCGGUGGACUUGCGCUGGCAACGGCACGCACCACAAAGCUACCGCCGCCCCACCCACUGCCCGCCAUUCCCGAAGUGCCGAAAGCAGGCUCCGGGGGCGGACGAGAGCAGCUGCGCCACUGCUUCGUGCCGGCGGACGAGAACGGGUGCCUUGGGUUGCACCUGAGCCGCACACCUUGGGACCCGUACCCGUGGGUGAGCGGUGUGGUGGACGGUUCCGGGGCGGAUCUGGCCGGCGUCCGCACCGGUGACUGCGUGCUGGAAGCGAACGGCGAGGAUCUGCUCGGUCUGAAGGUGAUCGACAUUGCAAGGCGGGUGCGCAGCCGGCGCAGUUCCCGCUCCGCACCGGCCGGCGUUGGUCUGUUGCUGUGGAAUUCGGGCUUUGAGAAGAAUAACCUAAAUCCACAGUCACUGUCCCGGUUUGCCAACUGUUUGCAGGGCAUUGCCGGGCUGCUGGAGUGUCCGAUCUGUUUGGAAGUGAUUAGACCACCGUCCUGGCAGUGCAACCAUGGCCAUCUGAUCUGCUCCGGCUGUCGGUCGCGCACGACCAAGUGUCCGAUCUGUCGGGAGGUGCUUGGUCGCGGCCGGUGCAUUGUGGCGGACAAGCUGUUUCACUAUUUGGUGCAAACGCUCGGACAUGAAGCUGACCAGCAGACAGCGUUGGACCCUAAAUCACAGGACACAACACACAAGCAGCAGCAGCAGCAGCAACACCAUCCCCAUCAUUGGUCUGCAAACAACUCGGGACGCCUUCCACUGGUACAGCGGGAGUACUACCAACACCGCCCGACUCAGCACACCAUCCCCACGCACGCAUUCAAAUUGAAAGCAAACAACGCCCCGGAUGGUGGUGUCCCGGCAACGGCAUCAUUACUGGCCGGGUCCCGGGUGACCACACCGCACAGGACACCGACAACGACGACGACGAGGACCGCCCUGUAUCACUGCCCAUCCGGUCAGCCCUGUGCGCGGAUGAAAAAUCAACAUGACAUCCUGAUGCACCUGCAAAAGGCACACCAGACGAGCGUCGUCCAGUACUACGUCACCGCGGACGACACGGUGGACGUGACGGUGGCCGAUGCCGGGCACUCCUCCGCGCUGGCCUGCGUGGUCGUCGUACCACCAGCACCGUCCGCCGCCAGGGGCAAUCAGUUGUUCUUUGUGGCACGGUUCCGCUGCCCGGAGGAGCCGAACGAAACGCUCUGCUGGCUGUGGCAUUUGGGUGCCGAACCAGCGACAGGCCAGUUUCGGGUGCAGCUGUCGCCCGUUACCGGGGACGAGCCGACGAAGCCGUGGCAGGGACGACCGGUUACGCUCGAGUGGAGCCGACAGGAGAUUUUGAAAAGCAAGCGAUUCGUUCGCACAAAACUAGCUUCCCUUCCCCAGCGGAUGCGCGUUCGGGUGCUGCUCGAUGCGGCGGGUGAAGCCGUCGAUGCGUAAGGGCGAUUCCGUUCUAAGAAGACUCGCCUGAUCCGUGCUACAGGAAGGUGUUGAUGACAGUGUAACAAGGAGGUUACCUUUUCCCUCCGUGUUGGGCGUGCAGUACACAUGACAGUUGCAAUGCAUUCGAUGGGGGAAAAAGUGAAAAAGAGAGUGCAAUGUCUUAAAGCGAGUUGUUUUUUUUUGUAGUUUUAAAUAGGGAACGUCACAAACAGGCGGCAAUAAACUGUUCAAUGAAUAAUUCA